AUCAUGAUCACCAGUUCUCUGUUCAGUGCUUCAAUACCGCAGUAAAGCAAGGAUGUUUUGUCUUUCAUUUAUAAUUUCUCUGCUCAUGAUUCCCGGCAUUUGCAGCCAGAAAUGGGAAGUUCGGUACUCAAAAACUGCAAUAUGUGUUUUAAAGGGUUCAACAAUGCGUUUAUCAGGCAGUUAUAAACACCCAGAUGGUCUCACUGUGACAGAGAUAUUUUGGACUGUAAACAUAGAAAAAGGAAAAGCCAUCAAUCUGCUGAAUAAUCCAAAUUACACAGGCAGAGUUGAUUACUUUCAGAUUGAGGAAAUGUUUUUUCUCAAGCUCAGUAAUGUGAGACAUGAGGAUGAAGGAAUGUACUGCAUCAGAAUUGAGACAAAGGUAGAAAAACAGCAAUUUCUGGGUUUUCCUGGGAUUGAGCUCACAGUGACAGAUCUCAGAGUGGAGACUCCUGCAGAGGUGGUUGAAGGAGAUUCUCCAGUCUUAACUUGUAAAAGUUCCUGUAAUCUCGGCAGCACAAUCUUCAUCUGGUAUAAGAAUGGCAAGUCUUUCUCAGAAUCGGUGCGUCAGAAUCAGCUGAUUCUGCAGUCGGUCAGCAGUGAAGAUUCUGGAAACUACAGCUGUGCAGUGAGAGAUCUGAAAGAUCUGCCGUCUCCUGCUCUCACGCUCAACAUCAGAUAUCCUCCAAAGAGCGUCUCAGUGUCCGUCAGUGGAUCUGCUGUAAUAGAGUCUGGAGAUUCAGUGACUCUGAGCUGCAGCAGCGACUCAAACCCUCCUGCUGUGAACUUCACCUGGUUUAAGGAGAAUCAAAGCUCAGCUGUUGGAUCAGGACAGAGUUUCAGCAUCUCCAGCUUUAACUCCAGUCACAGUGGCCAAUACUACUGCGAGGCUGAGAAUAAAUAUGGCUCUCAGAGAUCAGAGUCUGUUUCAGUCACUGUUAAAGAAAGCGGCUCAUUUUGGAUCUCGAUCACAGCAGGAAUCGCUGCAUCUGCUUUUGUGUUUGUUUUUAUUGUCAUCAUAAGGAAGCGAGUGACUCGGUCAGAAGAGCAAAACCACAGAGGAUCACAACAACAACAACAACAAAAGCACAGUGCGGUGGAGCCUCCUGAAGAUCCCUACAUGGCCCUUGACCCCAAUUCCAGAUGCUCUGAGUACGACACACUAGACAAUUUGAAGAGAUCCUGUGAAAACACAGACGACCGUGAAGAUGAUGGUUCCACAUAUUAUAAUAUUGAUCAAUGAUUAUUCAAAUAGUCACAUCUUGACUUAUUUCAUGAUUUACUUUACUUGUGAGAUUUCCUUGAUGCUGUUUUAAGUCUUUUUUUUUUAAUUAAGUAGGGUAUCUAUAAUUUACCUGUUCAGGUAAACUAAAGGCAGAAUAGAGUAGUCUGGCUCUCUCAAGGUUUUUUUUCUUCACUCCCAUCAGGUGAAGUUUUUUUCCCUCUCCGCUGUCGCCACUGCCUCGCAUGGUUCAGGAUUGGUAGAGCUACGCAUCGAUGAAUUGGCUCUUCAGUGUUUGAACUCUCAGUAAUGAUUAAAUCACACUGAACUGAGCUGAACUGAACUUAAACACUAAAACCUGAACCACACUGUUCCAGUUACUAUGACCAUUUAUGUGAAGCUGCUUUGACACAAUCUACAUUGUAAAAGCGCUAUACAAAUAAAGCUGAAUUGAAUUGAA
Molecule: messenger RNA, 1682 nt
Organism: Danio rerio (zebrafish)
Lineage: Eukaryota; Metazoa; Chordata; Actinopteri; Cypriniformes; Danionidae
Source: RefSeq